Harpegnathos saltator (Jerdon's jumping ant) is the source of this 3122-nucleotide messenger RNA. RefSeq names its product angiotensin-converting enzyme Ance-3 (gene Ance-3). Gene Ontology annotation, cellular component: plasma membrane. The record is from RefSeq and is a predicted model, not a curated record. Gene Ontology annotation, molecular function: peptidyl-dipeptidase activity; metallopeptidase activity. The coding region runs from base 186 to 2276 and encodes 696 amino acids. Lineage: Eukaryota; Metazoa; Arthropoda; Insecta; Hymenoptera; Formicidae. The transcript is spliced from 13 exons. Gene Ontology annotation, biological process: proteolysis.
GAACGAAACUGCCGCUCGUGUUAGUCGCGCUCGAUCGGUGGAACGGAAUUUCGUACGACGACGACGACGACGACGACGACACCGGUGACGAAUCGUUGCGUAUACCUGCGAUCGAUCGACAUUCGUGUAUGACCGUCGACGGGGGUUGAGAGCCCCGAUUUUCCAAUCCGAUUUUCGACACGCACAUGGAGCACGUGUUCGGUAGAACCGGCAGGGUGCCGGACGUGGACCGCGCCGGUCGAAGCUUCAUAAAAUGGACGCUCGUACUGUGCCUGUUAUCGAUGGUUUCGGCUCAAUUGGACUUGCCACCGUACAGAAACGACAUUCCCGACGGUCCGGCGCGGCAGUUUCCCUCCAAUGAAUUGGAUUACCGUAAUAUCCUAGCCAGAUUGGACUUUCUCGGUGCGGAAAGAUGCAGCGCUAACGUUUUGGCACAAUGGACAUACGAAACCGACGUUAACGAAUACACGCAGCUACAAGCGCUGGAGGCCCAACGGCUGUACGCGGACUUUCAGAACCAAGCGUGGCACUUGAUCUCAAGAAUCGACCGGAACGCAGUCCGGGAUCCCACGAUCAGACGACGUCUCAGGUACCUGUCCGUCGUGGGGCCCUCGGCGUUGCCUCCCGAUCAGUUGGACAGGUACAAUCGGCUGAUCAACGACAUGCUUGCGGUCUACAACGGGGCGACCAUAUGCGCCUACAACGAUCCUUUCCGAUGCGGACUACGCUUAUAUCCAGACAUAUCACAAAUCAUGGCGAAAAGUCGAGACUGGGACGAGUUGCAGUACGUUUGGACCGAGUGGAGAAGACGAAGCGGUGCACCGAUUAGGGAUCUCUAUCAGCAACUCGUUACGCUGAACAAUGAAGCGGCGAGAUUGAACAACUUCACCGACGCCGCCGAGUACUGGAUGUUCCCGUAUGAGUCUCCUGAUUUCCAACAGGACGUUGACGAGGUUUGGGAAAUGAUUCGUCCGCUCUACGAAGAACUGCACGCUUAUGUCCGCAGGAGAUUGCGAGAUCUAUACGGCCCGGAAAAGAUAAGCGGACACGCGCCUCUUCCGUCUCACAUUCUCGGCAACGUGUGGGGACAAUCUUGGAGCAAUCUUUUGGACGUCACCUUGCCGUAUCCUGGAAAAACGUAUCUCGACGUCACUCAGGAGAUGCAAGCUCAAGGCUACACGCCAAUCGACAUGUUUCGAGUAGCCCAGGAUUUCUAUCUGUCCAUGAACUUGAGCGCCAUGCCGCCGGAGUUUUGGGCCGGAAGUAUACUCGUCGAUCCUGGCAAUCGUCCGUUAAUCUGCCAAGCAUCCGCGUGGGACUUUUGCAACCGCUUGGAUUAUAGGAUUAAAAUGUGCACGAAAGUGACGAUGAAGGAUCUGAUAACUAUACACCACGAGAUGGCACAUAUCCAAUACUUCUUGCGAUACAGCGGUCUACCUCGCGAAUUUCGUGACGGCGCGAAUCCAGGGUUCCACGAGGCUGUCGGCGAGGCUGUCGCUUUGAGCGUCGCGACGCCGCGUCACCUGCAGACCCUGGACCUGGCGAACAAAUACAUCGAUGAGCGCGCGGCCGACAUCAAUUACCUCUUCUCCUUGGCGAUGGAGAAGCUCGUGCUGCUGCCCUUCAGCAUCGCGAUGGACAGGUGGCGGUGGGACGUUUUUCGCGGUUACGUCAACAGGGAGGAGUACAAUUGCCACUGGCACAGGCUGAUGGAGCAGUACACGGGCACGAAACCGCCGGUGCUGAGGUCCGAGGACGACUUUGAUCCAGGCGCUAAGUAUCAUAUCCCGGCCAAUAUUCCGUACAUACGGAAUUUUGUGGCCGGCGUCCUUCAAUUCCAGCUUUAUCGCGCGCUGUGCCAAGCGGCGGGGCAGCGAUUCGUCGACGACCCCAGGAGGCCGCUGCACAAGUGUGACUUCUACAAGAACCCGGAAGCCGGCAGAAUCCUGGGGACACUCAUGGAGAGAGGCUCGUCCAUCCCGUGGCAGGAGACGCUCCGAGAGGUCACCAACGAGUUCAGGCUGGACGGAUCCGCUCUUAGGGAGUACUUCCGGCCGUUGGAGGAUUGGCUGAGGACGGAGAAUUUGCGGACGGGCGAAGUCGUCGGCUGGUCUUACGAUGGAGAUUACUGCAAGAGGAGCAUAGAGACCGCGGGCUUGCAGGUUUACGGGAGCGGCUUCUACAACGGCGCGACCUCGAUCUGCGCGUCCUGGGUCGCGACUAGUAUCCUCGCGAUGACCCUUUGGAUCGUGUCGCUGUUCCAUCGGGCGCAAUGACUCGAGACGAGACGAGAAGCAAAGUAAUCGGUACUUGGUUCGGGAAUAACAUCGCGUAAGAUAGAGCGCUUCAUCGUGAGACGCGCGGAAAGGUCCAUCCCGCUUGUCCCGCGGAGCGCUCGGGGAGAAGCUCGUUAACGUUAAUCUGCCAGAAUAUACCAAAUCAUAAUCGUAUUCCUACGAGACGUUUCGCGAUGUUGCCGAGCGAAAAAUAGUCAGAUCAUCCGUUCAAGUAGACACAGUCACACGACGGUCGGCAGCGAAAUGACGAUCGUUACGACGCCGCGACGAGAGUACGCUGAAGUGCACCCUUGCGUAGCGUAAGUUGCACAUUGCGCGCCAUGUAAAGGUGUAUCGCGUGUAUCGCUUUGACUAUAUACACUAUUAAUUUAAUUACUUUUUAUGAAAUACAUAUAACGCAUAGGGACGAUUCACGCGGAGCUACGAUACGAAGAGCAUGGGCUACUCGCAAAAAGAGAUGUCACGCACAGAGAGAACGAUUUAGUUGAAUCUAACAAAUGCUUAUUUGGAAUAGCCGAAAUAAAUUUUUCGAUUGAUCGAACAAAACUUUGUUUGACGUGACAAGAACAUUUCGUUGGAACCAAGCUGCGACAAAAUACUUUCGUUGCGUCAAACAAAACUUCGUUCGAUCAAUCAAAACAUUUAUUUGGACUAUUCCAAAUAAGCAUUUGUUAAAUUCAACUAAAUCGUUCUCUCUGUGUGCGUGUCGCGUGAAUGUGUAAGCGCGUUGGUACAGGUAGUGCUCGUAUUUAGCGCAUAGUUCUACAAUAAUUAGCUGUUCACCGUAGGUAUACGAAAUAAUAAACUGAAUUCCUUCGUUGUAAA